AUCCAGCUAAAAAUAAAAACAGUUGAAUGAUUGUCGUAAUAAGCACAUUAUACAUCGUUCAUUCACAUCGACAACUCGUUUCAUAAUGUCGAAUCUGUUAAAAUUCGUGUUCCUUGUAGCGCUAUUUAUUAUUUGUGAUGGAAAAGAUCCGAGACCAAAAUUAGUGAUAGACCAUGAUGGAGGUGCGGACGAUGCAAUUGCAAUUUUCAUGGCUUUAUUGUACGAAAAAGCCUUUAAAGGGCCUGAAGUAAUAGCUCUCACGACAGUCCACGGGAAUGUCAAUGAAAGCCAAGUUUUCACGAAUACUCAGAGGAUAUUGAAUAUCGCUGACAGACAAAAUGUACCCAUAUAUCGGGGUAGUAAAACUUCGUUCAUAAGUAAUAUAGAAUCAGAUUACUUCUUCGGAUACGAUGGUCUUGGAGACAAUGAGGUAGAAGAAUAUGAGCCUAUAGAGGCACAGGAUGAACAUGCUGCAAUGGCUCUUGUAAGACUGGCUAGGAAGUAUGAGGGUAGAUUAACAGUAGUUGCUAUAGGAGCGUUGACAAACAUAGCUUUGGCGAUAAAAUUGGACCCGAGAUUUAGGUCCCGGCUUGCACAGUUAUAUGUGGGGGCAGGACAUAUACAUGAUGAAAACUACAAAGAAGCAGAAUUCAACGCAGCCAUGGAUGCUGAAGCGUAUCGAAUCAUAACAAAUGGCAGUAAGCCUGAAGAUCUUAGUAUAGUGCCCUUCUCUCCUAUACGAAAGAGCGUAACUGUAGAAACGGACUGGCGUCUCAACGUUCUUGGCGCAAUACCAAGCACAGUGAUGCAAUAUUUGAACAAAUUUGAGCGCCUCUCGAUACCGGCUCAAGCCCCUCAGUGGGUGCUUUUGGACCCCGCUGUCAUGGCCGCCGCGAUCAACGACAGCAUGGCGGAUUGGAAGAUGUCCUACAAUAGUAUUGGUUUGUGUGAGAAUAGAGGAAUCGCUACAAAUAAUUUCACAUCAGAGAAACCAAAUGCCAGAGUUUUGUAUUCUAUGGACAGAGAUGAAUAUAAACAACUUCUGUAUAAUAUAUUUUCCCAUGAAUAAAGAAUAAUCUCAAUCAAAACUAUGAGUGAAAAAAAAAGUAGAAAAUUUCAAGAUAUGGCUUGCUGGAAAAAUAUACAUCUGCCCACAAAUAUCAACUUAUUUUUCAUGAAUUCAUAUUAUUUUGAGUGAGAACAUUUUUUAAUUCUUCGUUAAAACGUAUCUUUCCUGCCGUGGCUUUGGAUAAAGGUUUUUAAGGCUUCGUUAAUGUUCUCAUACGUGUUUCACAUAAUUUACUUGGUAUAUUUUGAAUAUGUACCUAUAUCCAACAUUGUGAGUGAUAAAAUAAUAAAACAACGUCAUAACUAUUUAGUAUAUACUAGUCUGUACCUUAACUGCUGAACAAAUUUGGACAAAUUUUUGAUAUAUUGAUAGAUGAAAUCUUAGUGUAGCAAUGUAAUACAACAAUAUAUUAUGUAUAUAAAAUACAUUUUAAAUAUUGUUAAGUGUGAAAUUCUGUACAGUGUUUAAUAUCAACUGUGAUAUUUGAUUCUUGUAAAUUUGUUUAUAAUUAUUGCCUUGAUAAUUAUAUAUUAUAAUGAUAUCAAUAAAUAGUAUUAAGAAAA
Messenger RNA from Colias croceus (clouded yellow), 1632 nucleotides. Its product is annotated as probable uridine nucleosidase 2. The record is from RefSeq and is a predicted model, not a curated record. The transcript has 8 exons. Gene Ontology annotation, molecular function: hydrolase activity, hydrolyzing N-glycosyl compounds. NCBI's taxonomy places the organism in Eukaryota, Metazoa, Arthropoda, Insecta, Lepidoptera, Pieridae. Bases 86 to 1069 code for a protein of 327 amino acids.